AUGAGUGGCAACGACAACGACAACGACAGCGACGGUGGCAUACCUCUCUCCAACGAUCAGAAGUCUUGCAAGGGACUCAACAAAUUCCCAGUAAACCUCCAAGAACUCAUGGACCCCAAUCUGUCUGAUUACAAACAUGUUGGAAAAAAACUUAUCCGCAUGAACGAAUCAAUGAAGAAGAUUGAUCCCGAGUACGACGACACGCAAAAAAUUGAUGAAAGAAUCAAGAUCACUUGCAUAGAGUACCCCGACACUGGCGAGGAGAUCAAGGCAGGAGGAACGAAGUAUGAGAUUGAAGCUAAGGUGGAAAUGAAGUCGGACGGAAAGUUUCGCUCGCUCAUAACGGAAAGGACGCUGCUGAGAAAAGCAGUGGCAGAAAUGCUGCAAGCUGUGGAGGAGUACCCGCGAAACAAGCCCGCCAGGCGGAGGACGAGGUGA
Molecule: messenger RNA, 438 nt
Organism: Alternaria hordeiaustralica
Lineage: Eukaryota; Fungi; Ascomycota; Dothideomycetes; Pleosporales; Pleosporaceae
Exons: 2
Coding region: 1-438 (145 amino acids)
Source: RefSeq, a predicted model, not a curated record